AGCCAUGGUGAGCUACUGUCCGAUCUGCGGGAAGCCGGUCUACUUCGGUGAGAAGAAGAGGUCCUUAGGGCGAGAUUUUCACCCUCUGUGUUUGAAGUGCAUGAAAUGUAAGAGGCAGCUCACACCUGGCCAACAUGCAGAGCAUGAUGACAAGCCCUACUGCUCAAACUGCUACAUGAGGGACUUUGGCCCCAGAGGUACUAAAGCGCCGCUUCCUCGAGCACGUACCACUGCCACUUCCUAAGAAACAUCUCAGCAGCACUCCAACACCAACACAUCCCACCACCUUUGCAACCUAGAACCUAGAUCUUUGUCUUCCAUCUGCCAGAUCCCUAUUCCCCACAUGUACAUCAUCACCAACUGCAAGUUCAUAUCCACAU
Messenger RNA from Trichomycterus rosablanca, 380 nucleotides. RefSeq lists its product as uncharacterized. The transcript has 4 exons. Lineage: Eukaryota; Metazoa; Chordata; Actinopteri; Siluriformes; Trichomycteridae. Bases 5 to 244 code for a protein of 79 amino acids. The record is from RefSeq and is a predicted model, not a curated record. Gene Ontology annotation, molecular function: zinc ion binding. Gene Ontology annotation, biological process: regulation of gene expression; intrinsic apoptotic signaling pathway in response to DNA damage.